Messenger RNA from Aquila chrysaetos chrysaetos, 8659 nucleotides. RefSeq names its product EPH receptor A10 (gene EPHA10). Gene Ontology annotation, molecular function: protein binding; transmembrane-ephrin receptor activity; ATP binding. The record is from RefSeq and is a predicted model, not a curated record. Gene Ontology annotation, cellular component: neuron projection; plasma membrane. Gene Ontology annotation, biological process: protein phosphorylation; axon guidance; cell surface receptor protein tyrosine kinase signaling pathway. NCBI's taxonomy places the organism in Eukaryota, Metazoa, Chordata, Aves, Accipitriformes, Accipitridae.
AUGGCGACAGCGCGCGGCGGCGGUGGCUUCCCCCGGGUGCUGCUGCUGCUGCUGCUGCUGCUGCUGCUGCUGCUGCUGUGCUGCCCCCGCGCCGCCGCCGAGCAGGUUGUCCUGUUGGACUCGAAGGAAUCGCAAGCGGAGCUGGGCUGGACCUCGCACCCAUCAAACGGGUGGGAAGAAAUCAGUGGCGUGGAUGAGAAUUACAAGCCGAUACGCACGUACCAGGUCUGCAAUGUCAUGGAGCCAAACCAGAACAACUGGCUGCAGACAGGCUGGAUUGCCAGGCGCGAUGGCCAGAGGAUCUUCAUCGAGCUGAAGUUCACCCUGCGGGACUGCAACAGCAUCCCUGGCGUGAUGGGCACCUGCAAGGAGACUUUCAACCUGUACUAUGUCGAGUCUGACUCCGACCUGGGCCGUAGCGUCCGUGAGAGCAAGCACAUCAAGAUCGACACCAUUGCUGCUGAUGAGAGCUUCACGCAGGGGGACCUGGGUGAACGUAAGAUGAAACUGAACACUGAGCUGAGGGAGAUUGGGCACCUGAGCAAGAGAGGCUUCCACCUGGGCUUCCAGGACGUGGGAGCCUGCGUGGCGCUGGUCUCUGUGCGCGUCUAUUACAAGAAGUGCCUCGCCACUGUGCAGAACCUGGCUGUGUUUCCGGACACGGUGGCGGAGACGGCCUUUGCAACUUUGGUGGAAGUUAAGGGCACUUGCGUUGCUCACGCUGAAGUGGAUGUGGAUAAUCCCCCCAGGAUGCACUGCAGCGCGGAGGGCGAGUGGCUGGUGCCCAUAGGGAAAUGCACGUGUGGUCCCGGCUUCGAGGAGAAGGACGGGGGAUGCAGAGCUUGCCUUCCUGGAUUUUACAAGCUUUCCCUCCGUCUCCCUCUCUGCUCUCCUUGCCCUGAGCACAGCUUCACGCAUGAGGAAGCCUCCACGUUCUGCUCGUGCCAGAAGAACUACUCCAGGUCUCCGUCAGACCCACCAUCUGCCUCCUGCACACGUCCACCCUCCGCCCCAAGGAACCUGGUCUACAGCCUGCGGCAGUCGUCGCUGGUCCUGGAGUGGAGUGCCCCGGCUGACGCGGGUGGCCGGAGCGACCUGACCUACAGCCUGUGGUGCGGCCAGUGUCCGCGGGGCCGCUGCGAGCAGUGCGGCAGCAGCGUGGGUUUUGUGCCGCAGCAGACGGGGCUCGUGGACCGGACCGUCACCCUGGUGAACCUGCUGCCUCGCGUCAACUACACCAUCCGCGUGGCGGCUGUCAACGGCGUCUCGGGCGUCAGCCCGCUGUCAGGGCAGCAGUACGCCGAGGUGAACGUCUCCAUCGGCCUCGCAGCGCCGACUCCUGUCACUGACAUCCGCACAGAUAAAGUUGAGCAGAAGAGCGUCUCCUUGUCGUGGCAGGAGCCGGGCUUCCCGACCGCCAACGGCACCGAGUACGAGAUCAAGUACUACGAGAAGGAUCAGAGAGAUCAAAGCUACUCAACUGUGAAAACCACGUCAACGGCCGUGACGGUCAAUAACCUGAAGCCUGGCACCCUCUAUAUUUUCCAAAUCCGGACAUCUUCCUCGCCGGACUACGGAAACUACAGCCCUAGUAUUGAAGUGGAGACGCUGGCAGAGUUGACAGUGGCCUCCAGCGAGCAGAACCCCGUCCUCAUCAUCGCGGUGGUGGCCAUCGCGGGGCUGACGGUGCUGGUGUCUAUGGUGAUUGGCAUGAUGGUCUGGAGGAGACAGUGUGGGUACAGCAAAGCCAGCCAGGAUGGGGAUGAGGAGCUGUACUUCCAUUUUAAAAUACCAACCAGGAGGACGUACAUCGACCCUGACACUUGUGAAGACCCCAUGCAGGCCGUGCACCUCUUUGCCAAAGAGCUGGAUAACGCUAGUAUUAAAAUUGAGAGGAUCAUUGGGACAGGAGAGUUUGGAGAAAUCUGCCGGGGAUGCCUGAAGCUGCCCAGCAAGCGAGAGCUGCCGGUGGCAAUCCAGACCCUGCGGGCAGGGUGCUCGGAGAAGCAGCAGCGCUCCUUCCUGGCGGAGGCAAGCACCAUGGGCCAGUUUGAUCACUCCAACGUCAUCCGCCUGGAGGGGGUCAUCACCAGAGGGAGUACCAUGAUGAUAGUGAUGGAGUACAUGGGGAAUGGUGUGCUGGACUCUUUUCUCAGGAAGCAUGAGGGACAGUUCACGGCCACCCAGCUCGUUUGCAUGUUGCAGGGGAUUGCCUCUGGCAUGAAGUACCUGGCAGAGAUGGGUUACAUACAUAAAAGCCUUGCUGCCCACAAAGUCCUUGUGAACAGCAGCCUGGCCUGCAAAAUAACUGGUUUCAGACGGCCACAAGAAGAUAAGAUGGAGACCAUCUUCUCCACCACGCGCGGGAAGAGCCUGGUGCUGUGGUCAGCCCCCGAAGCCAUCCAGUAUCACCACUUCAGUCCAGCCAGCGACGUGUGGAGCUUCGGCAUCGUCAUGUGGGAAGUCAUGUCCUAUGGCGAGAGACCCUACUGGGACAUGUCCAACCAGGACGUGAUGAAGGCUGUGGAGGAUGGGUUUCGCCUGCCCGCCCCGGUAAACUGCCAGCCACCCCUCCACCAGCUCAUGCUCGACUGCUGGCAGAAGGACCGCAGCCAGAGACCCAAAUUCUCGCACAUCCACAACAUCCUGAGCAAGUUGGUGCAGAGCCCGGAGCCCCCAAAGUGCCCCAACUCCACGUGCACCAGGUCCCACAGCACGUCCAUUCCGCUCACUGAGCGUACCUUCUCAGCCUUCCCGUCUUUCAGCUCUGUAGGCGAGUGGCUGGAAGCGAUAGAAAUGGGCAGGUACAAAGACAACUUCACCGCUGCGGGCUACUGCUACCUGGAAUCAGUGGCCCGGAUGACAGCCCAAGAUGUCCUCAGCCUGGGGAUCACGCUGGCGGAGCACCAGAAGACCAUCCUGAGCGGGAUCCAGACUCUCCGGGCCCAGGUGAUACAAAUGCAUGGCCGAGGCGUGCAGGUGUGAAGCAGUCCCCCGCAGAGGUGCAGAGCACUGACCCGGCGCUCCCGGGGAGGAGACAGCCAGCCGGCCCUGAACCGGACCAAAUCUCUGAAACCUUGUGGUUUCAGGUGGGAUGUAGGAAUCACUGGGCUGCUGCCAAGCAAGUCAUUCCAUGUGGCAAGAGAGCAGGGCUUCCUGUCCCCUGUGCCGGGGAAGCCAAGGAUUCCUGGGACGCAUGCGGUGUGCCUAGGUGGAUGUGGCUCUCCCUAGCACUGUUUUGUAAGAUGAGUCAAACUGUAAUGAUGCCAUUUCAUAUGGUAAUUAGGUUAACAGGGUGGAUGGACGUUUGUGCACUGUCUUAAUCCAGAGCUGACAGCAUUUUCCUAUCUAGCAUCCUACUAGUGAAAUCCAUGGGUAUUUUUAUACAAGUUGACAUGUUCUAGCAACCCCACAAGGAGCUUUUAUUGCUUUUAUUUUUAGAGACCAGAGCACAGCUCACACCCAGCGCCCAACUUCUGGAAGGUGACUUUCCCCAUCUGCUAUGUUGAAGGAAACUGUUUCCCAGCCAUGUCCCUUCUGCUCUUAGAGUUACUUCACUGAGUCUUGACAGCACAGUUGGUGAACAAAAACAAAUAUUCUCCACUAAAGCGCAGAGCAAGUGGUGCUGAAUGUUUCUAAGGCUCUCUUGGCAAGACAAUUUCAGGGGAAGAAAUUAAAAGCUUUGAAGAGAGCCAUAGCCAAUAGGUCAAGCAGUGGAGUCCUUGGGCUGCCCUGCUGUUGCUCUCAGCCUUCGCUGCCUUUUGUGCAGGUCCUGGUCCCUCGUUUUACUGCUGCAGCCCAGCAGUGGGGCGGGAACUUACAGACUAGAACAACAGCAGGCAGUACACUGCUGCCCACAUGCAGAUUGAGCCCACAGGCAGAGAGACCUGCUGCCUGUUCAGGACUGAUGCUAAAGCAUCUGUUGCUACUUUAGCCUCUCUUCCCUGCUUCCUCCCUCGCAGUUUUGUGGGCAGAGCAUGCCGCAUCUUGCCUUCGCUGGCUUUGUGGGCAGCUGUGAUGGUCUCUGACUGCUGUCCCUAGGCUGGGAGCAAAGCAGGCAGAGCGUCGCUGCGUGCCCACAGCUGUGGGCUGACGCCAGAGCCUGGGGACUCCCUGCUGUCAGCUGAGCUGGAGCAUCCUGCUCAGAGGUGUCCGCUCUGCCUCAGAGCAGUAGAUGGACGAGUCCUCUUCCCUCUCUAGGUCUGGAAGCUUUUGCAAGGGAAAAAGUUUUAUGAACAGCACUAAUUCAACCCACAGCGGGCAGAAAGGAACCUCCCAAUUCAGCCAGAAAUGGGAUGAAAACCUGGGAAUUGGUUUGGGAUCAGAGAGACAGCGGGCAUGGCUGUGCUUUCAGGGGAUGCUUCCCGUGUCCACUCUGGCAGCGUGCCCCUGGCCACUGGAAGGACCACCUCAGCUGUGGUCAGUGCUCUUCCCCUCCUCCUCCGGCUGCCCCGUGCCUGGUCUGGAGCAGGGAAGGGAAGGGCAGCAGUCUGCCUGGAGCGUCCCGCUCUGCUGUGCCAGGGUGUCAGUUUUCCACCGCAGGUUGAUGGCUCUGCGGAGGUCCAUGCCAGAGGGCUGCAGUGCCAGCGUGCCCCACAGCACCCACAGCCUCUGCAGUGGGUGCACCCUGGGUCUGGGCGUUUGAGGUGGCUGCACGGGCUGUGCCGAAGGGACCGCACACCCUAGCCAGACCUUGGGUAGAACUGAUGGUUACAUCCGUGGGAUCCCUGAAAUCCUGCUGUGCGAUCUGGGCAAACCAGGGCACAUCAGCACUUUAUUUUCUUGCAGACGGUAGCACGGUACUGCCUGCCUUGCACGCUGGCAGUUCCCACUGAUGCAGGCCUGAUCCCUGAUGGAAGACAUAAAUAGCAUCUGCUUAAUAAUACAAGUUUCCUUGAAGUUAGUUAAUUAAAUGGGUCUUUGCAGCCUUGUACAGAGUUUUGUAGGCCUUUUAUUAUCAUCUGUAAGUAUUGCAAGUGAAUUAUUAAUGAUAAAAGGCAAAGAUUUACAAAGGGAACGAAUGCUGUGGGAGAUGUUCACAGGGCGGCUGGAAAUCUGUUUGAGUCAGAUCCUCCUAUUAGCCUGCUCUGAGAGGAUGAGGAUCUAAAUGACUAUUGAGCGAAGGGCCCUAAGGCAGCCUCUCGCGGGGCCGGCAUGGCACCUGCCCUACCCGGGCGUCUUCCUUCUCUCCCGGUGGUGUGGUCAAGCAGAGCGGCGUGACCAUAGGUGCUGGUGGCUGUCCUGGGCCCACUGGCCUUCGCAGAACGCGUUACCGUAGGGAUCCAGCUUCUGCUUAGUAAAGCCUCAUUCAUGGUGGUUUCCUUUUCACUGGCCCUUGGGCUCUUCUGGCUCAGGUGCAUGGCCAGGCUGGGUCCAGGAGUGCUCAAGACUGACAAGAUUUCACUUUUUUCAGAUAUUUUAGCUUGAUUGCAUUAGAGAUCAGAACUCUCUGCUUGAACUUCACCAACCAGUGGUCUCAAGAAGGUGCCAGCCAAUGUUGGUUUAUCAAUUUUCUGCCUUGUGCCGGUGUUCGCAGGCAAUGCCGUGGUGAGCACCACGCACUCCCAGCGGCUCCCUGGUCCCGCAGCCCCGGCGGUGCAGGCUGGCGGAGAGAAGGGCAUCUUCCCCUACGCAGGGUUUGAGCUCCCAGUAGCAAACGCUAAUGGGAGUGCGAGUCAGCACAGACACGCGUGUGCAGAGCUUGAGGCAGGAACGCUGGCCCUGCGGGACCCGGAGCUGUCCCGGCAGCGUGCCUGGUGGUGGGCGAGUGCUGGGUGCGCUCCGGGGAGUUUGCUGCUCUCCAGGGUAAACAAGCUCUCUCAUUCCUGCCACCUCUGCAGUUUAAACAACAUUCCCCAAUAUCACUUGGUUAGUUUUCUAACACAAAUAAUUUGUCUUUAAGUUUGGCCCUUGUCCGGUCUGGUUGGUCACUCACAAUCCUGCUGUUUCACACCAAGAAGAGUAAUAAUGGUGAACAGAAACCUUCAUUGGGUAGAAAUGCCAGAUCCCAAGGAUCAAGUGCAAUUUGUAUGCUCUUUAUGUUUACAUUUUAUCUAUAGAGAAAGUAUAUUAUAGUUCUUCAGGCAGGGAGUUGAACCAACUUGAUUCCUGAUCCUCUGCCCCAUGUCCCUGCUCUUGUCCUGUCCACCGGGAUUUCCAGCAGCCUCUGCAUUGGGAUGCAGGGAGCUGCGCUGGGGCGUCACUGCUGGAGGGGCUGGCUCCAGGUCGAUGCAGCUGCUUUCAAGGAGAUCUGGGGAAAUCCAGGGCUUGGUGAUGAGGUGACAGAGUGCUUCGGAGUCCGGGAAACAGACCUGGCCGUCAGCAGGCAGCAACAUGUUCCUCUUGAACCCCCCAGAACAGACCCUGUCUCCAGUGUUACAGAUGUGAGGAGGGGCUGGCUCUGCGCUAGCUGGAGAGAGAUAAACCUCAGUACAGCUUAUCUAGAGUCAUGGCAGUUUCUCCUGGGCUGCGGUGACCGGUGGCUUGUCGGGAGCCGUGGGUCCCUUGGGAAGCUGCGGUGGCUGUGUGGGCAGGGGUCCCUGCCCUCCCACAGCAGCUGAGCUCUGCAGGGGGCUGGCAGCCCCGCAGCCUCCUGUGCCAUUUACUUGUGUAAUCGUGUGAUGCUCGCUCUGUGCUAGAGUUCUCCAAGUGAAAAUGAGACCAUCUUUCAAUCAUUCCUUUAGUGUUUCCCCUACUGAAUUAGGCUCCCAUACUACAUUCUCUAGCACAAUCAGAAUUGAAGGUGUAAUUUCUUUGUCUGAGUCUCUCUAGGUAUUCCCAAAAGAAAUUCAGUGUUUAAUUACUUUUCUGACUUUGGUGAGCGACUCGGAUGUGGUGUUUCAGAAAGCUGUUUCUUUUAGACAGCAUGGCUCUGUGGAAGGGACCGUGCUCUAACUCAGCAGAAGCAAGAGGUAUUUGCUUUCCUGGCUCCUUCAAGAAAGAAAAGAAAAAGCACAUAAUGGAAGUAUGCUUUCUAGCCUAGCUUGUUGCAACAAUAAACACUUUUAAUUGAGCUCCUUAUCAACACUGAAGAUAAUAAAAUGAGCAGAUUAAGCUAUAGAUUGUUGUUAUGAUUUUAAAAUUAACUUGCAUUCUCUCAGCACCUCUUCGGGGAAGUAUUCAAUGCCUUAUAAUUGAAUUAAUUAGCAACGCUGUUUUGAAGCUGCUCAACCAAGGGAAAUGCCUGAAAAAUUUCAGUCUCUUUGCCCCUCCAGCCUCUGACACAGUGCAAGGCUCCUUCCUCCUCCCCUGGCUGUGGGGAAGCCCUGAUCACAUCAGUGCUAAUAAGGGCUCAGGACUGUCCGAGCACACUCACCUUCUCUGCAGCAGUGGUAGCGUUAAUUGGCUUGUUCAGAGAAGAAAAAAGAACGAAUGUUUUGUAAUCUGUGGGCUUUGCUGGAGCUAAUAGAUACAGUUAUGAGAGGAUUAGAUUUUAGAUGUUCAGGCAGAGUGGAGGCCAGUCACGAACUGGAGGAGCAGAGCGAGCGUGCGUCUCUAAGCUCAUGUGCGGACAGGACCGUCGGCUGUUCUUGCAUGGAGGGGAAGCACCUGGAAAGCAACCCUGAUCCCUCAGCGUGUCCGGUCGGCUGUCGGUGCCUGGCGACUGUAAAGCAGGAUGCUGUUCCCAUCGUGUGUCCUCUGGAAGAGCAGCGCGGCGGCUGUGCCUGUCAGCAGCCAAAGGCUGGCUGCUUUUGGGAGGGCAGCGACACGGACCCGGUGUCCAGCGUUUGGGAGGCUGGAUGGGGCACUUAGCUGCCCUGAUACAGUAGCAGGAAACCUGUUUCUGGGCUUUGCUUGGUAUUCCUCGUGGGAACAUCUCGACGAGAUGUUCCUCUCUGCUGGCGAGAAAAGGCCCGGCACAGCUUCUCCUGGGGUGGCUGGAGAGCAAUUCCUGCUGCUCGCUGUGGCUCCGCUCCGCAGGCGAGGCUCUUGCAGGAGAGGCCCUUUCCGCUGAGCUCCCUCGGCUGCGGUCCCCAAAUCUCCCCUCCUGUGUUGCGCCUUGUUUUCCGUGAGGUCAGGAUGGCUCCUAACCGGACAGCUGGUCCGUGCGCUGCGUCCUGUGCAGCAAGGCACAGUGCCUGCAGGAUCAGACCCCGUGGGGCUAUAGGGGUGCGUGAGUGAGGGGGGACAAGGGAUGUGCCUCCCAUCCCUAGGGAUGACUGAAGGCCUGAGGCAGCACCAGGGUAGGAAUGAUGUGCUGGAGCCAGAAUUGGGGAAGUGCCAGCUGCAGCUCGACGCAGCGCUGCUCGGUGCAGGCAGGACACGCGGCUUUGCCAUCGCCAGCACCCUGCAACACCCCCCUCGCAUGAAACCAAAACUGGAAUCAAGUUGGUUCAUCUCCACAUGCUUUUUGAUAUUCAUUAACUGUGUGUUAUAUACUGUAAAUACAUACUUGAGAAGUCAAUAUAUAUUUUUAUAAGCUUGAAACAAAUGUAAUAUAAUAUCAUAAGGGACACUGUGUACAUUUCAUGUUUGAAUUAUAGUCAGACAUCUCCAGGGAAUCACAGUUGGUUUGGAAUAAUUAAUAAUAAUAAUAAUAAUAAUAAAUGGUAAUAAAGAUCUAUUGACAUUUUUGUUAAUUUUGUAUUUAUUGAACUAUGUUUGAAGAUUGCAAUAAUGAGAUAUCUAAAUACCGAAGUAAAAACAACCACUAAUUCUG